GAUAGGGCACAAACGAGUAUCACACACGCGUGUAACCUCCAACGUAUAUAAACCAAAUCUCUAAACUCCUUUCUACUUCUCUCUUCGUUCUCGUGCGUUCCGAAACCCUAGACUUCAAAUCCAGCGAGGUUUAUCAAUGGAUCGCAAAAGAGGAAGAUCCGAAGCUUCCUUCAAUGGCAAUGGCGCCGGAAAACGAGGAAGAUCCGAAAUGGAGUCCUUUCAAUCUGGUUUAGGAAGCAAAUCGAAGCCAUGCACAAAGUUUUUCAGCACCUCUGGAUGUCCUUUUGGUGAGGGUUGUCAUUUCUUGCAUUACGUUCCUGGAGGCUUUAAAGCUGUCUCUCAGAUGAUCAAUGUUGGUAGCAGUCCUGCUAUUCCACCCGUUGGUAGAAAUCCAAAUGUUCCGCCAUCCUUCCCGGACGGGUCUUCUCCACCGGUUGUUAAGACCCGAUUGUGCACCAAGUUCAAUAGUGCUGAAGGUUGCAAAUUUGGUGAUAAAUGUCACUUUGCCCAUGGUGAGUGGGAGCUUGGCAGGCCCGCGGUCCCUACAUACGAAGAUACUCGUCCCAUGGGACAAAUGCAGAGCAGCAGGGCUGGUGGGAGAUUCGAGCCUCCACCUCCAGCUCAUGUAGCUGCUGCCGGCUUUGGAGCCUCGGCCACUGCAAAAAUUAGUAUCAAUGCUUCCCUUGCUGGAGCUGUCAUUGGAAAAAAUGGUGUAAAUUCCAAGCAAAUCUGUCGCAUAACAGGAGCUAAACUUUCUAUUAGGGAUCAUGAAGAUCCUAACCUUAGAAAUAUUGAACUCGAGGGGAAUUUUGAUCAGAUCAAACAAGCUAGUGCCAUGGUUCAUGACCUUAUUCUAAACGUGAGUUCGGUCUCCGGACCUCCGAGAAAAAACACCACUUCAAAUUCUUCUGCUCCUGCAAACAACUUCAAGACCAAGCUGUGUGAAAAUUUCACCAAAGGAUCCUGCACUUUUGGGGAAAAGUGUCAUUUUGCACAUGGAACAGAUGAAUUACGCAAGUCUGUAAUGUGAUACAGAUUUUAGUUAUAUUAUUCUUAGUGAGGAUUGAACUGUGCAGAAUUUUCUAAUUUACCACAUGUUAACAAAUGGGGGAUUGUGGAGUCUUACCUCAGCUUCUAAAAUUCAAUUACAUUUCAUUGUCACCAUUUUUUAAAAUAUUUAUUGUAUCAAAAUUAUUUAGCUAA
Molecule: messenger RNA, 1203 nt
Organism: Vicia villosa (hairy vetch)
Lineage: Eukaryota; Viridiplantae; Streptophyta; Magnoliopsida; Fabales; Fabaceae
Product: zinc finger CCCH domain-containing protein 14-like
Exons: 3
Coding region: 137-1030 (297 amino acids)
Molecular function (GO): mRNA binding; metal ion binding
Source: RefSeq, a predicted model, not a curated record